This is a messenger RNA of Pezoporus occidentalis (night parrot), 2021 nucleotides long. RefSeq names its product LIM homeobox 8 (gene LHX8). Gene Ontology annotation, biological process: forebrain neuron development; neuron differentiation; regulation of transcription by RNA polymerase II. Lineage: Eukaryota; Metazoa; Chordata; Aves; Psittaciformes; Psittacidae. Gene Ontology annotation, cellular component: nucleus. The transcript is spliced from 9 exons. The record is from RefSeq and is a predicted model, not a curated record. Gene Ontology annotation, molecular function: DNA-binding transcription factor activity, RNA polymerase II-specific; RNA polymerase II transcription regulatory region sequence-specific DNA binding. Bases 455 to 1498 code for a protein of 347 amino acids.
ACUGGGGCUCUGCAGCAUGUCUCCCAUAGAUCGUCAGGCGGAGCUGAAACAAAGACGGGGGAAGAUGGAAACACAAGUUUAAUUAAAGCCACCUGGCUGGUUAAAUACGUGCCGAGACGCAGACACCGCGUUAUUCACCUCACCUGCGCCCGGCAGGGCUGCGGCUGCUUUGUUCUCCCGACAUGUCCCGAGAGCAGGAGCGGUGCUCGGGCUGAGCGGGGCUGCGGGGAAGGUUUGUCACGUACAAAGCCCAGGACCGCCGACGGGCCGGUUCCGUGCUCUGGGAGCUGCCGACACCUACUGUCCGCGGCGGGACCGAGGGCGCGGGAGUUGGCGAGCAACACCCGCGGUCCUGGGGCGUGAGCCCGGCCUCCUGCAACUCAGGCGCUGAGAGCAGAGCCCGGGCGCGGGGUCCCGGGGCCGCCGCGGGGCUGGAAUGCGGUAGGGCCGUGCCAUGUAUUGGAAGAGCGACCCGAUGUUCGUCUGCAGGCUGGAGGACAAGGACCUGCCCGCGCUCGGCGGCCCCGCGGAGAAGGCGAGCCCCGCAGUGGCCGACGAGGACUCCUGCUCUUCCUCCACCGCCCUCUCGCCCUCCUCCUCGCCGCAGUCUAUGGCCUCGGGCUCCGGCUGUGUCCCCAGCAAGUGCGUGUGCAGCAGCUGUGGUCUGGAGAUCGUGGACAAGUACCUGCUCAAGGUGAAUGACCUUUGCUGGCAUGUGCGCUGCCUCUCCUGCAGCGUCUGCAGGACGUCCCUAGGAAGGCACACGAGCUGCUACAUCAAAGAUAAAGAUAUCUUCUGCAAACUCGACUAUUUCAGGCGGUACGGGACCCGCUGCUCCCGCUGCGGGAGGCACAUCCAUGCUACUGACUGGGUCCGCAGGGCUAAAGGGAAUGUCUACCACUUGGCGUGCUUCGCCUGCUUCUCCUGCAAGAGGCAGCUUUCUACAGGAGAGGAGUUUGCUUUGGUCGAGGAGAAAGUCCUGUGCAGAGUACAUUACGACUGCAUGUUGGACAACCUGAAAAGAGAAGUCGAAAAUGGUAAUGGGAUUAGUGUGGAAGGAGCACUACUAACAGAACAAGAUGUGAAUCAUCCAAAACCAGCAAAAAGAGCUCGGACCAGCUUCACAGCAGAUCAGCUCCAGGUUAUGCAAGCACAGUUUGCUCAGGACAACAAUCCAGAUGCACAAACACUCCAGAAACUGGCCGAAAGAACAGGCUUGAGCAGGCGUGUUAUACAGGUGUGGUUUCAAAAUUGCAGAGCACGGCAUAAGAAACACGUUAGUCCUAAUCAUUCAUCUACUGCUCCUGUCACAGCAGUUCAGCCCUCCAGGCUGUCUCCACCCAUGUUAGAGGAAAUGGCGUAUUCCGCAUACGUACCCCAGGAUGGAACGAUGUUAACUGCUCUACACAGCUAUAUGGAUGCUCACUCUCCGACAGCUCUUGGACUCCAGCCUCUACUACCCCACUCAAUGACACAACUGCCACUAAGUCACACCUAACUCCUUUCUGUCAGGGAUAUAAACUAUUAAGGGUGUAACCUUAAGUCAUUUAUCGAGUAUUAAAAGUACCAUUGGAAAGAUAUUAAUGUUCACUUUUUAUUUAACAUCUAAAGCAUUUUCAAGAUCAGUUUUGCUGCCCAGGUAUGUAAGUAUAUUUAGCCUGCAAGACACUUUUAUGGAUUCUGCAUAAAUAACUAUUACAUUGUUUACAAGCCUUAUUCAACACCUUUUUGUAUUGUCUGGAAGUAGUCCACUCUAGUUAUGUGUGUGUUAAUUUAUUUGCCAUCAAAAGAGCACCUUGCCUAAAAGAAAGGACUGACAAUUGUGCAAAAUGUUUACAAUUCUCUGUGAAAUUGUAGUUUAUCAUUAGUUUGUAUCUGUAAGUUAUUGCUGAAAGUAUUACCUGUAUUUGAGUUGUAACAGCCUCUAUGUUAAAGCUUAUUUCUGUGAGUUUACAAAAAUAAAUUUUGGUUGCAAAUAUUUUCCAAAUGAACUGAAUAAAGUUUCUGCUGUAGCAUGCCAA